UGAAAAAUGACAGUAUGUCAGAAAAGCAAUGGAAGAGUGUAAUAUAACAAAGCCGUUUUCUUAUGAAUUUGUCAAUGAUGAUAAAGUAUGCAAACUACAGACAAACGUCGCCAUUCCAACAACAGCAUGGAAUGUAAAAGAACUGUGUUUGAGAAUACUUGCUUAUCAUAAUCUACCCGCAUAUCUGGAAGAAGAUUUAGAGUACACCCUUCAAGUAUUCGUUGCUAAAGAAAAUGAAACUUACUACAAUGAUCGAGCAGAUGAGAUCAUUGAUUCAAGACUAAACCACGACAAUUCUGCAUACUACUUGGGUUGAAGCCUUCACUCGUGAAUGCUCAAGAUAUUCUGACACAAAGGAUGUUAUUACAGAAGAAUUAACAUUUUCGGAGAUGUAUCAUUUUCUCAUUCAUUCCUCAGCUUUGGAAACAUUACUUCAGUUAGAGAAUUCCUAUGCAUUAGCAGUUCAAGAUCUUUUGAAACAACGUGAUGCUGCAUUAAUGAAGUUAGAAGAGAAGCAAAGUCAUGAAAUGAAGGCGAUUCUUGAUUCUGGUUUUAAUUCAGACAACUAUCACGAUACAGUAAACCGUCUCGCUGUCCAACAUUGUGAGGAUACACAGAUGAUAUCAACUCAGUGGUCCAGUGCAUUGUCUGAUCUUCAAGAGGUACAAAAACGAGAGUAUCAAGAAUGGAUCAGUAAAGUUUAUGAAGAUUUAGUGAAAUCAUCAAGUACCGGUUUCGAGUCCGGUGGACCGUUUGAAAGUAGUCCGUCGACACUGAGCUUGCUACCAGAUGAUGCCACUGAAAAUGGGCCAAGACUCGAGGAAAGUUUUACAAUACAUUUAGGUGCUCAAAUGAAGUCAACUCAUAACUUAAGAUUGAUGUGUUGCGAUCUUCUCGAUCUUUGUCGUUACAAACCUGCUAAACCAGGGAGCAGUAUUUUGGCGCAACCUCAAAGAAUCCAAACAGCAAUGUCUCUGUAUUCUCAGUCUUUAUCUGGAUUGGUCCUUCUUGUUGACAGUCAUAUCAACUCCUAUACAGGAAUAAAGAAAGAAUUUGCUGCUCUUUGCCAACAAUCAACGGAUUUCCAUUUUCCCGAUUUGGACAAACAAUUUUGUAUGAUUCAACAAAAUUUGGAAGAAAGACAAAAGAAGAUGGACGGAGCUUGCGAUGGUACACUCCACAGGAAUUCAGAAGCUUUUAGAUCAUCGACUAUUGAAGCAGGAAAUUUCUACAUUACACGUCACUCCAAUCUAUCUCAAGUUCAUGUCGUUUUUCAUCUUGUUGUCGAUGACUCUCUCAAAUCUCCGACUCUUGCUAGCCGUAACGCAGUUGUCACUGGAUUACGUAAUGUUCUACAUACUGCAUCACGUCAGAAUAUUCAUACAAUAACACUUCCGGUGUUGCUAGCGGAAGAAAUCACUGAGGAUAUGACAAUUACAUGGUGUACACGUCGUGCUGAGCUAGUUUUAAAAUGUGUCAAAGGUUUUAUGAUGGAAUGUGCUUCAUGGAGCGGGUCAGAGUCGUUUAAUAUUCAAUUUGUUUUACCUAAGGGAAUCUCACCAGAAAUGUUUCACACUUUGCGUGAAAUGUUACCAAGUAUAUUUCGUGUAUCGAGAACUCUUGAUUUAUCAAGGAAAACGUAAUAUUUCUUAGAUGGUGUAUAAAUUUAGAUCAAACGACGAUUUAUAACAAUGACUUUUUUUCAUUUUGUUUUGAUAAUAUUUAAACGGAAAAGAGCUAAGAUAGCAUGCUGUUAUUUCAAACCACCAUAAGUGAAACAUCAUAAUAUGAAUCCUGCGAAUAGUAUGAAGGUUCAUGCUAUUAUGAAGUGUACUGUUAGAUAGCUUCCUUUACUUAUGGCCAUGUUCUAUGAAAACUUUAGUUUUUUUGAGAACUACAUGUCAAUCGAUUGUUGUGUUUGUUGCACAUCUGUGUAGUUAUGUGUUUUAAUUAAGUGUUAAUUGAUUGGUGUUUGUUGCACGUCUGGGUAGUUAGAUGUUUUAAUUAAGUGUUAAUUGAUCGAUGUUUGUUCCAAGCCCUAUCUGUGAUGGAUGACAUGAUGACAUCACUCAUUGAUGAAAGCUACACUACAGUGUUGACUCUGUCUCUAGCAUUUCAUCCAGCUGCAGCUCAAAACUAUCAACAAAAAACGCGAGUGUCGCCCAAGUAUUACCAAACAUAUGGUCAGCCAAAAUACCAUUAACAGAAUUAUCCAUAUUUUCCUAAUUUUAAGAAGCCUCUUAAACACAUCGAACACAAAAACCCUUUUAACUAAAAAAGUGGAAAUAAUUAAAGAUCUUUUUGCCAUACAUGAGAAAACGAUAAUUAUAAACUGCAUUUAACAGAA
Xenia sp. Carnegie-2017 is the source of this 2347-nucleotide messenger RNA. Its product is annotated as protein C12orf4 homolog. NCBI's taxonomy places the organism in Eukaryota, Metazoa, Cnidaria, Anthozoa, Malacalcyonacea, Xeniidae. Gene Ontology annotation, cellular component: cytoplasm. The record is from RefSeq and is a predicted model, not a curated record. The coding region runs from base 390 to 1643 and encodes 417 amino acids. The transcript has 13 exons.